CUGAAAUUUUUAUAAUCGUUUCUUUUGAUCAGUAACUAUCAUCAGUAGCAAGGAUGUCAAUUUCUUCUACUUAUUUUCCAAAUGAGCCAACAGCUCCAAUUAUUAAAACAUCUGAAUUUCCAGGUGAAAAAUCCAAGGCUGACAUUAAGAGCUUAAAUAAAGUAUUUGAUUCAAGAUCUGCUUAUUUUGUUUCUGACUAUGAAAAGUCAGUUGGUAAUUAUUUAGUUGAUUCUGAUGGUAACACUUAUUUAGAUGUUUAUGCUCAAAUUGCUUCUAUUCCAUUGGGUUAUAAUAAUCCAGCAUUAAUUGAAGUUGCAAAAUCUGAUAAAAUGAUCAGAGCAAUUGUUGAUAGACCAGCUCUUGGUAAUUUCCCAGGUAAAGAUACUGAAGAAAUUAUUUCCGAAAUUUUGAAAAUAGCUCCAAAGGGUCAAGAUAAAGUUUGGUCUGGUUUAUCUGGUGCUGAUGCUAAUGAAUUGGCCUUCAAAGCUGCUUUCUUCUGGUACCAAUCUAAAAAGAGAGGAUAUUCUACUCCUUUUUCUAAUGAAGAAAAUGUUUCUGUUAUGGAAGGUCAAGCUCCAGGUUCUCCUGAAUUAGCUAUUUUAUCAUUCAGACGUGCUUUCCAUGGUAGAUUAUUUGCUUCUGGUUCUACGACUAGUUCCAAACCAAUUCAUAAAUUAGAUUUACCAUCUUUCAAUUGGCCAAAAGCUGAUUAUCCAUCAUAUAAAUACCCAUUAGAUCAAAAUGAAGAAUAUAAUAAGGAAGAAGACAAGAGAUGCUUAGCCAUUGUUGAUGAAUUAUUUAAGACUUGGAAAGUUCCUAUUGCUGGUCUUUUAGUUGAACCAAUUCAAUCUGAAGGUGGUGAUAACCAUGGUUCAGCUGAGUUCUUCCAAGGUUUAAGAGAUAUUACCUUGAAAUACGGAGCACUUUUAAUUAUAGAUGAAGUUCAAACUGGUGUUGGUGCUACUGGUACUUUAUGGGCUCAUGAUCAUUUUAACCUUUCUCCACUUCCAGAUAUUGUAACUUUCUCCAAAAAAUUCCAAUCUGCUGGUUACUAUUUCCAUGAUCCAGAAAUUAUUCCAAACCAACCAUAUCGUCAAUUCAAUACAUGGUGUGGUGAUCCAGCUAGAAUCAUUUUAGCUGGUGCUAUUGGUAAGGAAGUUCUCAAGCAUGACUUACCAGCUUUAAACAAGAAAGUUGGUGCUUACUUAUUCGGUAAGUUAGAGGCUUUACAAAAGAAAUAUCCAAAAUACCUUCAACAAUUAAGAGGUAAAGAUAGAGGUACUUUUAUUGCUUGGUCUUUAGAUGAUGCUGCCGCAAGAAAUAAAUUCUUAGCUGAUAUGAAGACUGUAGGUGUCAACAUUGGUGGAUGUGCUGAAGAAUCAGUUAGAUUAAGACCAACCUUAGUAUUCGAAGAAAAGCAUGCCGAUAUUUUGGUUGAUGCUAUCGACAAAGUCUUAUCUUCUUACUGAUCUUUGUAGCACUUAAAAAUAAUAUAAUUUAAUAUGAUAUGUAUGUAAUUUAGGGCAAUAAAUUUUUUUCGCAGCAAUAUCUAGCGUGUAAA
This is a messenger RNA of Scheffersomyces amazonensis, 1561 nucleotides long. It is a transcript of the gene UGA1, whose product is annotated as 4-aminobutyrate transaminase. Bases 54 to 1469 code for a protein of 471 amino acids. The transcript has a single exon. Gene Ontology annotation, molecular function: pyridoxal phosphate binding. The record is from RefSeq and is a predicted model, not a curated record. Gene Ontology annotation, cellular component: mitochondrion. Lineage: Eukaryota; Fungi; Ascomycota; Pichiomycetes; Serinales; Debaryomycetaceae. Gene Ontology annotation, biological process: GABA catabolic process.